AUGGCUUCCAGGGACGGCUACUCGUGGACCAAGGCCACCGGCCUCCGUGCUGGCGUCCCGUGCCUCGGCGCCAUCCAACCGUCUUCAAACGUGGGCGACGAUGCCCAUUUCGACGUCAUUGUCAUUGGGGCGGGGUACUGCGGCCUCACGGCUGCCCGUGACGCCAGCUUAGCAGGGCUAAAGGUGCUGCUGCUUGAGGCGCGGGAUCGCAUCGGCGGCCGCUCUUGGUCCUCGGACAUUGACGGCUAUCCCUACGAAAUGGGCGGCACCUGGGUCUACUGGGGGCAGGCAACGGUGUGGCGAGAGAUUGCUCGCUACGGCAUGCAGGAUGACUUGGAGAUAUCCUACGACUUUGGCAGGGGCAUCAACAGGUUCCUGCUGUCCAGCGCCACGGGAACGCAAAGCUUUUCCCACGAACAAGAGGACGCCCUCCUGGAAUCAGCCCUGGGCAAACUCGUCAACGUCGACGGCUCGUUCGGUCGCGAUACCAUCCCCUUCCCCCACAGCGGGCUGCUCAACCCCCAAGCCCGCAGGCUUGACUUCAUGUCGGUCGCGGACCGCCUCGCCGAGAUCAAGCACCACCUCACGCCCAACGAGCGCCUCGCGGCCGAAGCCUUUGUCCUGCUCUGCAGCGGAGCCACGCUGGAAACGACCAGCUUUUACGAGUUCCUGCACUGGUGGGCGCUGAGCGGCUACUCGUACCAGGGAUGCAUCAACCACCUGGUCAAGUACAAGUUCAGGCGGGGCCAGUCGUCGUUUGCCAUCCGCUUCUUCGAGGAAGCCCUCGGCUCGGGCAACCUGUCGUACGCGUUCAACCAGCCCGUCGCCAGUGUCGAGGACGCCGGGCACCAGGUGCGCGUCGUCACGCGCGGCGGACACGCCUUUGCGGCCGCCAGGGUGGUCAGCGCCGUGCCGCUGAACGUCCUGACCUCUGUCAAGUUCGAUCCGCCGCUGUCGCCGGCGCGCUGGCAAGCCGCCAAGACGGGGCACGGCAACCAGACGGUCAAGGUGCACGCCGAGAUAGGCGACCGCGAUUUGCGCUCCUUCACCGGCAUCAGCUACCCGCACAACGGGCUGAUCUAUGGUUUCGGCGACGGUGAGACGCCGGCUGGCAACACGCACGUUGUCGCGUUCGGGGGCCAGCAUAACCACUUCCACCCGGAGGACAGCAUCGAGCACACCAUUUCCGCAUUCCAGGGAUUUGCGCCGAUGAAGGUGGAGCGAAUCGUCUUCCACAACUGGUCAAGAGAUGAAUUCGCCAAAGGAGCUUGGUUCUUCCCCGGUCCAGGCCUACUGGCAAACCACCUGCCAGCCAUGCGAGAACGCCAAGGCAACAUUUUCUUCGCCUCGUCGGACUGGGCACUCGGCUGGCGCAGCUUCAUCGACGGAGCGAUUGAAGAAGGCGGCAGAGCUGCGGCGGCGGUCCGCGCGGACCUGCUCGGUCGAGCCAGGAUAUAA
Messenger RNA from Ustilaginoidea virens, 1458 nucleotides. RefSeq lists its product as uncharacterized. Lineage: Eukaryota; Fungi; Ascomycota; Sordariomycetes; Hypocreales; Clavicipitaceae. The transcript is spliced from 5 exons. Gene Ontology annotation, molecular function: oxidoreductase activity. Bases 1 to 1458 code for a protein of 485 amino acids. The record is from RefSeq and is a predicted model, not a curated record.